Messenger RNA from Cordyceps militaris CM01, 7578 nucleotides. RefSeq names its product polyketide synthase, putative. Gene Ontology annotation, biological process: secondary metabolite biosynthetic process; fatty acid biosynthetic process. The record is from RefSeq and is a predicted model, not a curated record. The transcript has 9 exons. The coding region runs from base 1 to 7578 and encodes 2525 amino acids. Gene Ontology annotation, molecular function: 3-oxoacyl-[acyl-carrier-protein] synthase activity; phosphopantetheine binding; oxidoreductase activity. NCBI's taxonomy places the organism in Eukaryota, Fungi, Ascomycota, Sordariomycetes, Hypocreales, Cordycipitaceae.
AUGCAGUCAGACACCAAUAACUCGCCUCUCUCGUGGGAGGAGCUUCGCAGCGGUGCGGCAAGUUCUGAUGCGAAUAGCUCGCCUCCAGAGCCCAUUGCCAUCAUCGGCAUGAGCUGUCGACUGUCGGGGAGUGCCCAAGACCCCUCCAGCCUUUGGGAAAUGCUCACUUCUGGCCGGACGGCAUGGACUCCAGGACCUGGCCAGCGCUUCAACAUGGAAGCGUUUCAAAGUUCAUCAGCAGACACGUUUGGCAUGACCAAUACCGGUGGCGGUCACUUUCUGAAAGAAGACGUGGCUGCCUUUGACGCUGCCUUUUUUGGCAUCCACGCCGUGGAAGCAAAGGCCAUCGAUCCCCAACACCGCCUUCUUCUAGAAAUCGCUUACGAGUGCUUCGACAACUCGGGGCUCAACAUGGACUCAUUAUGGGGUUCAAACACGGGUGUCUACGUCGGCCAAUGGGCCAAUGACUAUCACGAGAUCCAGACACGCGACAUUGACGCCCCGCCUCUCUACCUUACCACCGGCACCGGUCCGGCCAUUUCCUCCAACCGCAUAUCCUACUUCUUCAACUUGCGCGGGCCUAGCUUCACCGUCGACACCGGGUGCUCCUCUGGCUUCGUCGCUCUCCACCAAGCCGUACAGAGCCUGCGGAGCGGCGAGACCUCGCAAUGUUUCGUCGGCGGGGUCAAUCUGAUGCUGGACCCCCAGCGCUUUGUGUACCAAAGUAAGCUCAAAAUGUUUUCUAAUGAAGGUCGCUCUUUUGCCUUUGACUCGCGCGCCAACGGAUACGGCCGCGGAGAGGGCUGCACGGCCGUGAUGCUGAAACCGCUCUCGGCUGCGCUGCGGGACGGUGACCAGAUCCGAGCCGUGAUUCGGAACUCGGUCCUAAAUCAAGAUGGUAGAACGGCGGGAAUUACCGUGCCCAGCCCGGAAGCGCAAGAGGAAGCCAUCCUGAAGGCCUACGGAGACGCCAUGCUCGAGCUCCGCGCCGACUAUGUGGAGGCGCACGGCACGGGGACGAAGGUAGGCGAUCCCAAGGAAGCGGGCGCGAUUGCCGCAGCACUGGCACGCGGAAAUAGUCCAGGGGCUGCGCUCCCGAUCGGCUCGAUCAAGGCCAAUAUCGGGCACACUGAAAGUGCGGCAGGCCUGGCAGGGUUGAUCAAGGCUGUACUCAUGUUGGAGCAUGGCAUCAUCCCACCGCAAGCAAACUAUGAGUCCCCCAACCCGGAUCUUUGUCUGGAAGAGCGAGGUCUACGCGUCCCUACCCAGCUGGAACGCCGAACGCUGCGCAGAAUAUCAGUCAACAGUUUCGGUUACGGCGGCACCAAUGCUCACGUGGUGGUUGAUGCAUCCGCCGACGCAUUAUGUGCUUUGUCCAGUCUUGGGCGGCAUACCUCGGCCCAGCGUGUCUUUUUCAUCAGCGGAGCGAGUGAAAAGGCGUGCCAGAGGAUCUGCGCAAGAUUGGCCAAGUAUCUCGCGAGAAAAUCAGCUUGGCCAGAGACAGACACGCCAGAGCUUCUGGCCAAACUUGCUUAUACCCUCUCAAAAAAGUCCAUCCACCCAUACCGCCUGGCCCUGGUCGCCCAAGACAUUAAUGAACUGGUUCAGCAGCUUAUCUCGGCAGCAUAUUCACCAGUCGCUCGUCAAGACAGAAAGGGCGACACCAGGAUUGGUCUGGUUUUCAGUGGACAGGGGUCUCAGUAUGCCGAAAUGGGUCGUGAGUUGUUGUCAAGCUCGGCAGUCUUUUCUCGAUCAAUCGAUCGAGCCUGCCAGCAUCUCACUGAACUUGGCAGCGGUUGGAACAUGAGAGAAGAGCUUUGCAGGCCUCAGGAGACGACGCGUAUCAACGAACCUGCGCUCUCUCAGCCGCUGACGACGGCGAUUCAACUUGCCCUGGUUGACCUGCUGUUCGAUCUCAAAAUAUCUGUCAGUGCAGUUGUUGGACACUCUAGCGGAGAGAUUGCGGCGGCGUAUGCUGCAGAAGCAAUCUCUUUCGAGGACGCCAUGACUGCAUCAUACUAUCGCGGUUCACUGACCAGCUCGCUGGUUGUCGGCAACCCGGAGUGCGACGGAGCCAUGCUUGCCGUCGGUGCGGAUGCGGAUGUUGUGAACCAACGGAUCAGUGAGGUUGGAGAUGCGCACGGGCGCAUGAGAAUCGCUUGCUUCAACAGUCCCAGCAGCGUGACUGUUUCUGGCGACGCCAAAGCUGUCAAUGAGUUGAGGAAACUCCUCGUUGCUGAGGGCACGUUCAACCGGAUGCUACCAACAAAUGGUGCCGCUUAUCACUCUCACCAAAUGGAAUCCAUGAACAAGGAGUACACGUUGUCGCUGCAAAAGAAAUUGUCUCCCAAGAAGAAGACUUCCAUCUCCGCGGCGCGGAUAUUCAGCAGUGUCACUGGAAAGGAAAACGACCUGCAAACGCCACUGGACGGGGUGUACUGGGCUGCGAAUCUGCUCAGUCCGGUGCUUUUCUCGCAAGCACUCCGUGAAAUGUGCGAGGCAAAGUACGAUGGCAAAGCGCUGGACAUGAUUAUCGAAGUCGGUCCACACUCUCAACUUGGAGGAGCAGUCAAGCAGACUGUCAAGGCCCUGAAGUCAAGCAGCGGCAUUGCAUACACGAGCGUGCUGAAAAAAGGAAAGAAAGCUCGACAAGCGUUUCUGGAAUGCCUCGGCGCCUUGCAUGUUUGCACAGCCACAGUGGACCUGAAUGCCAGCAAUGGGUUUAGCGCCACACAUGCGCCGAAGCUCCUCGUUGACCUUCCUCCUUAUCCGUUUGAUCAUGAGCGCAGCUUCUGGCACGAGACGCGCAUCUCCAAAGACUACAGACAUCGCAAGCACGCACCUCACGAGCUCCUCGGCACCUUUGCACAUGAUACAAAUCGUGUCGAGCCGCGAUGGCGCCAGUUCCUCAGCCUCAAACAGACCCCAUGGCUCAAGAGCCACGCCGUUCAAGGGCAGAUUGUCUUCCCUGGUGCUGGCUUCUUAACCAUGGCCAUUCAAGCCAUGCUUCAGCACAUGCACGCGACAAGUCCGCUUGUCAAAGUACACAGUCUCUUGCUGCGCAACGUCAGCCUCAGCAGAGCCCUCGUGCUACCCGCUGAUGGGCCUGAUGUUGAAAUCACCUUGACCCUGCGCCCGGAAUCGCACACGGCAAAGAGCUCUUCAGCCGUCUGGAGCGAGUUUCGCAUUUUUACUGUGACAUCGGAGAGUGUCUGGACCGAACACUGCCGGGGCUUGGUUCAUGCUGAGACACAGGCCGCAGACGUGGACGAGAUCGCAGCAGACGUGAAAGAUACCCUUGAGGCUGGCGAGACAUGCGUCCAUGAGGUGACUCCCCAAAAGUUAUACCACCUGGGCAGCGAAAUUGGGCUUGACUGGCAGCAUCCGUUUAAUAACGUGUCUAACAUCCGUACCAGUCGGGAUGCGUGCGUCGCCGUCGCUCGCAAAACGGUUUUGGACUCCGACGUCGGCGGCAUGGGUGACAUCCUGCAUCCAACUGUGCUGGAUUCUUGCCUGUUCCACGGUCUUUCCGCCGUCCUUGUACUUGAGCGUGGUUCCACGUCGACAUUUGUACCCAACUUUAUCGAGCAGCUACAGAUCUUCAACAGGACGCCAGACUCGAGCGCUGAGCUGCUAAGCACCUCCAAGCUUAGCCGAGACACCUCUACUUGCGAUGUUGUCGUUCAGGAAAAGGGAUGCAGUCCUGGCCAAGCAGUCAUUUUCGCAGCCAAAGGUGUACAUACAACGACUCUCCCAGGCGAUACAGGACUGAACGAGGUGAUUGACGACAUCUGUCACAGCCAAGACUGGGUCACGUACGUCGACGCCUGGACGCCCGAACACUGCGAUCGGUUUGUCCAGAAAGCUGUCAAGGAGGUAGACCCGGAGCGUGUGCCAGACGGACCACGUCGGCAGUUCUUCGAGUGGAUGAAAAUCUACGCAGAAACGCCACUGGACGAGCAGACUCUUCCACCAGCCUCGAUCAGCGCUGAUCAUUGGGCCUUUUACGAGGGCGUCAAGAGACUGGGGCCGCACUUGGCCGACAUUCUCGUCGAAAAGACGGACCCGCUUGCUCUUCUGACGCCAGACAACCUGCUCGGCCAACUGUACAAUACGGAGCGUUGCCGACGGUGUAUUGUACAGAUGGCCGAGUACUGCCACGCACUGGGCCAGCAAUCGCCGGGGCUCAAAGUUCUCGAAGUCGGCGCGGGAACAGCAUCAGCCACAUUGCCGGCCAUUGAGGCUCUCAACGGCCGCGGUAGCAUCAAUGCGCACAGCUACACCUUUACCGAUCUGUCACCCGCCUUUUUCGACCCGGCCAAGGAACGGCUCGGCAGUUUUGCGGACGCGGUCAAGUUUGACAUUUUGGAUAUUGAGCGCUGCCCGCUAGAGCAGGGCUUCCAAGAGGCAGGCUACGACCUCAUCAUCGCAAGCAACGUCAUUCACGCGACACAGCGCAUCGAUGCGGUCCUGGCCAAUAUCAAGAAACUGCUCAAGCCUGGUGGCAAGUUUAUGCUGAUGGAGCUGACCGUGCCGACGCCGCAUUACAAUUUGCUGUUUGGUGUCUUCAAGGGUUGGUGGGCCGGAUAUGACGAAGGUCGUCAAUUGUCGCCGUUAAUACCGCCGUCGGAAUGGGUCACACGAUUGACUCGUGCCAAGUUUUCUCCUGCCGAGCUGUGGUUCCAGGAUUAUCCGGAAGAGAAUGGAGGCACCAUCAGUGUCCUCAUAGCCAGUGCGCCGUGGGAUGUGGCCCAGGUUGAGCUCCCCGCCAUUGACGUUGUCACGACCGAGUACAGCGCACUGGAGUCUGGCGAUGAAGCAGUCUUGAGGACUCUUUCUUCGAGUGAAGAACUCCUCAACACGAACAUUUCCGUUGGGUGUCUUUCGGAUAUCUCGUCAAAGGACAAUAUUGUCAUUAUUCUGCCAGAAGUGGCUAGAUACUUGUGUCAAAGUCUUCAUGGAUCUGCAUGGGAGCGAUUUAAGCACUUGGUUCUCAAUGCGCGCGCCGUGUUGCUCGUCGGCUGUAGUAGCUCCUACUGCUCCGAUUUCGUCAGCGGAGGAAUCUGGCUUGGUUUCGCACGCUGCUUGCGCCUGGAACUCCCCAGAUUGCGUGUCAUCACAUUAGAUCUCGCCGUCGAGCGCGCUCUCAUGAUGAAGAGACUGACAAGUGUGCUUCCUACACUCAUGCGCUCCAUCAAGCAGGGCCUCGCCCUUGACGGCCGCGUAGAGGUCGAAAAUGAGUUCCGUGAAAGUGAUGGCCAGCUUUACGUCUCCCGCCUCGUCUCCAACGACAAAAUGAGCGAGUACGUGCACCGCAGCAGGCAGCGCGCACAGCCCAAGCUCCUCUCCUUUAUGGAUCCGCAGCGCCCCAUGACAGCUGAGCUCCGCGUUCCAGGUCUGUUGGAAAGCAUCCGAUGGAAAGACGAUGUCAAAGCGACCGCCGUCGGCCCUGACGAGGUGAAGCUGGAACUGCGCGCCGCGAGCAUCAACUUCAAGGAUGUGCUCAUCGCCGCCGGGCAGCUGGAGGGCAUCAAUGAGAUGCGCAACGAUUGCAGCGGCGUCGUUAUUGAAGUUGGUUCCAAUAUGUGUGACCGUUUCAAAGCCGGCGAUCGUGUUUGCGCUCUAUACUCGCGAUCGUACACCAACUACCCCGUGGUGCACGGCGACUGCUGCCAGGUUGUUCCGGACAGCAUGACCUAUGAGGAGGCUACUGCCUUACCUGUCGUGUGGACAACUGUGUACUACUCUCUCGUGGAUGCGGGCCGCUUGGAACAGGGCGACAAGAUCCUCAUUCACUCGGCCGCCGGUGCUGUGGGUCAAGCCGCCAUUAUGCUCGCCAAGCAUAUCGGGGCCGAAGUUUUUGCCACCGUGGGCAACAGCGAGAAGCAAACGCUGCUUCGUGAGCGAUACGGCAUCGCAGACGACCACAUCUUUUCCAGCCGAACUCCUGCGUUUCAUGACAAGAUUAAGCGCUUGACUGGCGGCUAUGGUGUCGAUGUCGUCCUCAACUCGCUCGCCGGCGAUCAAUUCCGGCACUCGUGCAACCUCGUGGCUCCCUUUGGCCGAUUCGUUGAGAUUGGUCGCAAAGAUCUCAUGGACGAUGCGCGCAUGUCCAUGGGCUUUCUGCUCAAGAACGUCACCUUUGCAUAUGUCGAUCUCAGCUUGAUCAUGGAGGUCAAGAGGCCGCUCGCCAGACGUCUUCUGCGAGAGGUUGUAAAUCUGGCCGCGUCGGGUGCCAUACGGCCCGUCACACUUACCACGCUGCCAAUCACGGAGAUCGAAACAGCGUUCAGGAUGAUUCAAGCUGGAAAGCACACUGGCAAGAUUGUUCUUCGAGUGGCACAGGACCAGAUAGUCAAGGCCGAUCCACCUGCCCCUGCCCACGCAGAAUUGAAGCCGAAUGCUACAUAUCUAUUGGUUGGAGGCUUUGGAGGUCUCGGACGCGCGGUUAUUACGUGGAUGGGAAGUCGGGGUGCAAAGAACAUAUUGGUCAUCUCCCGGUCAGGCUCUCCGGACAAGCAAGGCCAGAUCCUGAUCAAGGAUAUGGAAGCUAUGGGCGUCAAAGUCGUCGCUGAAAAGUGCGACGUGACGGCUGAAGAUGAGGUGGCAUCUCUGUCCAAAUUAGCCGCCGACCGUGGUCUACCGCCCAUCCGGGGUGUUAUCCACUCGGCCAUGGUACUACAGGACUCUGUUUUGGAGGAAAUGACAGCCGAUGAGUGGUGCCGAGCGCUCGCUCCCAAAUAUGCCGGCUCCCUCAACCUACACCGGAGCUUUGGCAACGAGGUUGACUUUUUCAUCUUCAUGUCGUCGGCUGUUGCGCUGCGCGGCAACGUUGGGCAGUCCAACUACGCCGCCGCCUGUAGCUUCCAAGACGCGCUGGCGCGCUACCGCACCGCCGCCGGGCUGCCGGCCUUUUCCAUCAACGUCGGCCCCGUGCGCGAGGUCGGCUUCGUGAGCGAGAACCCGCAGGUGGCGGCGGCGCUGCGCAAGCAAGGGCUCGGCACCAUUAGCAUGGCCGACCUGCUGACCCUGCUCAACUACGCCGUGGUGCACCGCAAUCCCGAGGAGAGCGUCUGCUCCAUCGGCAUGCUGCCGCGGGACACGGACGAGAGUCUGACGGACCGCCGGUUUGCGCACCUGGUGCGCCACGACGUCGUGAGCCAGACGGCAGACGCGGGCGGCGUCCAGUUUGCGGAUAUUCCGCGACUGCUGGAUGGUGCGGCGCCGGGGGCGCAACUACUUGAGAAUAUCAGCCAGCUGGUGCUGAUGCAGCUGAGCAAGCUGAUUGCGAGCCCGGUCGAGACGCUCAGCGCGGCGCAGAGUCUGGAUAGCUACGGGGUUGAUUCGCUGGUGGCUGUGGAGUUGAGAAACUGGGUGGGCGCGUAUUUGCAGGCGAACGUGCCGCUGAUGGUGCUGAGGGGGACGAGCAGUAUUCAUGAACUGGCCAAAAUUAUUGCCAAGGAGUCGCGGCGGCCGUCGACGCUGCUGUGGCGCAGUACACUGCUUUACUCAUAUCCCGACUUGGACAAAUUGCAACACGAUAUGCCGGCCCAAAUAAGCUGGCCGGCGAAUUCAUAA